CAUUGUAAUAUGAUUCUCAACGAACGAGGAGCUCUAUGGUUAGGAGACUAUGAGUCUGCACUCAACUAAGUAUUGCAAAUAUUUAUCUUUAAGGAGUUCCUUAAAAGCAAAGGGAUACGGACAGUCAUAACAGUAGCAGCAGGAUUGAACUUAAAAUUUGAAGGAAUUGUUCAUCACAAAAUAGAAAUAUUAGAUAUAGAAUUAACCAAUAUAUCUUAAUAUUUUUAAAUUGCCAACGAUUGGAUAGAGAAAGGAUUUAAUAUAGGUGGAGUAUUAAGUAGCACCAAUCUAUUAUAUGUAGCGAAGUUCAUUGCAUGGCAGGUGUCUCCCGAUCUGCAGCUAUAGUAAUUGCCUAUUUAAUAGAGAAGAAAAAAAUGACAUAUUAUUAGGCCUUUACUUUUGUUAAAUCUAAACGACCCCAAAUUAAUCCUAACAAAGGGUUUACAAAUUAAUUAAUGUCAUAUGCUACCAGAACUUCUUACCCUCCAAUCCAAAAAUCGUCAAGAGCCAAUCAUUUUCAAUAGACUUAUUAUGAUUAGUUUGAAAGUAAUUAUUAUGCCCCAGUUAAUCGUAAAAAUUCAGCUGGGCUUAUUUAAUAAAAUACAAAUUUCUAUAAAUCUAUUACUAAGUCGAUGUCAUAAAGUAAAAGUAAAAAUAAAUGA
Messenger RNA from Paramecium pentaurelia, 662 nucleotides. NCBI's taxonomy places the organism in Eukaryota, Ciliophora, Oligohymenophorea, Peniculida, Parameciidae. The record is from the annotation of a GenBank genome assembly.